Syzygium oleosum is the source of this 2090-nucleotide messenger RNA. Its product is annotated as disease resistance protein RFL1-like. Bases 1136 to 2041 code for a protein of 301 amino acids. Gene Ontology annotation, molecular function: ADP binding. Lineage: Eukaryota; Viridiplantae; Streptophyta; Magnoliopsida; Myrtales; Myrtaceae. The transcript is spliced from 2 exons. The record is from RefSeq and is a predicted model, not a curated record.
GUCAGCGCCGACCGGCCAAAAUUGGCUGGAUGGAUUUAAUUGGCAAAAAAUGAAAAGGUUUAGAACUGAAGUGGCAAACUUAAAAUAUUUAGGACUAAAUUAGCAAAAGUGCAAUAGGUUUAUAACUUUUUGGACAAUUUUUCCCUCGCUAAUUCAUUUUUUUGAGUGAUGUAAACAAUCAUUUUAAGAAAAAAAAAUUUCGAAUUAUUGAUUUUUUCUGAAAUAUAUACAAAAUUCAUUGGAUUAUACAGUUAUCCAAUCUCCGAGAAACGUUGGUUCAUGCGAUGUGACAUGACAACGAAGAUGAAAAGCUAAAGGGGGCUAGAAAUAGUCUCAAAUAUCUUUCGCAAAUUAUAUGUUUAUCAGCACAAUGCACAAGGCAUCAACUAGUGUUUUUACAUGAAAGCGACUGUUUUAGGUAAUAAGAAACUUCUCCAAUGCGACCCAAAGACUUUGGCUAUUUCCCAGAAGGUGUAUCCAAGACUCUUGAUGAUGAUGAUACUUCUAUCGUUUGUCUGGCUCGGACAAUUGUGCAAAGUUAAAGUUGGUGCAUGUGAACAAAGCGAUCAUAAAGCAGAAAAAGUAAAGAGGGCUUUAAAUUUUACAUCAACAUAAAGCCGUCUUCCAGGAUGGUGUUCGCCGUAGACCCCGUGCCUCAAGACUUUUGCGUCGGGCAUUGACUUGAAAGAGCUGAAUGACUGCGAAGUUUCCUCUGCUUCUAUUCACUUCACCAUUUUCCUCGACUUGGGCUUCUCUCUCCCUGCCAUUCCCUCCUUACUCUGCCUAUAUAUUCUCUCAAUUCCUCUGCUUGUGGGUUUGUAACUACCCAUUCCGAGAACGAGGAGUGAUCGUUGGUGGAAGAGCCACGUGGAAGCUGGUGGGACGGUUCCUACAUCGGACGAGGAGUGAUCAUCGGGGACGAGAGCCACGUGGAAGCUGCUGGGAUGGUUCCUACAUCGGACGAGGAGUGAUCAUUGGGACGAGAGCCACGCAGAAGCUGCUGGAUGUGUAACUACCUGUUCCAGCAGUGGUCAAGGAGUGAUCAUCAGGACGAGAGCCAAGCAGAAGCUGCUGGAUCUACAUCUACCCGUUCUGCCAUUCUUGUCAGUACGGGUAGUGAUCAUCGGGACUUACAAUGGAUGUCAACAAAAUUCUGGGAAUCGCCAAACAUGCCAUCAGUCUUGUUCAACAGGUCAGCAAGGUCAAUGGAGUCAAAGCGAAGAUGGAUGCUCUGGAAAUGAAUAUGGGAAUGGUGUCCGCCAGGAAGGCUGACAUAGUUUUGGAACUAGAGCAGGAAGAGAGGAGGCCGGGAAAGAAAAGGAAGAAAGAAGUUGACUUUUGGAUGCAGAGUGUAGGAUCGCUGGAGGAUCAAGUCCACCGGUUAGGACGAAACGUUGAAGAGGGGCAUUUCUUUUCUCGCCUCAUGUUGGAGGAUCAGGUGAAUGGCCUUGCGACUCAAGUGGAAAAAUUGCACGACAAGGGUAGAUUUGAUAAUGGUCUCACGCUGGAUGCGCGACCGGUCCGAGGCUAUGAACUACAACCAGGGGAACUAGUUGGACAGGCUUCCCAAACAAAAAGGGAUCACAUCUGGGAUUGCUUGAUGAACCAAGAGGUGCUCCGUCUGGGUGUUUGGGGACAGGCGGGGGUGGGCAAAACCUUUCUCGCGAUGCAUAUACAUGAUCAAAUAGUGCAAGAUUGUUCGAGGUUCGACGGUGCUUGUUUGGUCAAUGUAUCGCGAGAAGGCACUGUUGGGACGAUACAAACUGAUAUCGCGAACUAUCUCCAACUAGAUUUGACGGAGGCGAGCGGUGUUUACCGGGGCGCAAGACUGAAGGAGGCAUUGCAGGGUAGGAAACUCCUCUUCAUCUUGGAUGAUGUUUGGGAAUAUUACUCUUUGGAAGAAGUGGGUCUAGUCCUAGAAAGAAAUGGAUGUAAAUUGAUUGUGACUUCACAAUCGAGCGAUGUGUGCGAGCAAAUGAACUGUCGCGAGCUUGUUUAUCUUGCAACUCUUCCGGAGGAGAUACCUCAAUGGGUUGGAUGAAGUUUCAAGCUUGAGAUACGGCCAUUUGUCUUGAUGGCAUUUUCACUGA